GCCGCGGUGCGCGCGCGAAUCGCUGUCACAGCGAAACGUCAACCCGCGUAGAAAAUUGUCAAUGACCAGUUGAAUCUAUAUUAACAAGUAAUUCUUAAAUUCUGUAGCUACAUAUUAAUUAAUUAAUAUUUGUACAUAAAUAAAUGUGGUUGCUAUAAUUAUAAUAAUCUGAAUUGUGUGAAUAAUAAAAAUGGAAGUGGCACAAGCACCUCUACAACUUACGCAAACAGAACAUCCGGACAGCAGAAUAGCUGGAGUUUUAAAAUAUUUUACAGGCGAAGAAAGUACAUCACCACUUCGCUGGUCACCACCUACAUCCGCUGCAUUGGUAGCUGCCGCUUUAGCACCGCCGGCGCUAAGGCCAUGGCUACCUGAUCCUCCUACAAAGAAGACCAAUCACUUGGGUUUAGUCUGCGUUGUGUGCGGCGAUACGAGCUCUGGAAAGCACUACGGCAUCCUCGCGUGCAACGGAUGCAGCGGCUUCUUCAAGAGGUCCGUCAGACGGAAACUCAUUUACAGAUGCCAAGCGGGAACCGGCCGCUGUGUGGUGGACAAAGCACAUAGAAACCAGUGCCAAGCUUGCAGACUGAAGAAGUGUCUUGCAAUGGGAAUGAAUAAAGAUGCUGUUCAAAACGAGCGUCAACCACGCAACACAGCCACCAUCAGACCUGAGACCCUGAGAGACAUGGACCAGGAGAGAGCUCUGCGUGAAGCUGCCGUCGCUGUCGGUGUUUUUGGCCCUCCAGUAUCGCUGGCAAUGGCACUCUCACCAGCGCGGUACCCACUGCUAUCACCCCAUUACCCAGCCUUGCCCCCACCGCCGCCUAUUCAGCCAGACUCCGUUCAUGACACUCAUGAUGAAGGGAAUGCUCACUCUGAUAGUGAUGAUGACAGCAUCGAUGUGACAAAUGAAGAGGAAUCCACAUCAUACUCACCCCCCGCUAUAAGCUACCCACAGAAUUGCAUGCCUUAUGGUGCGUUGGGCGUAGAGAGCGCUGCGGAGACGGCAGCUCGUCUGUUAUUCAUGGCUGUUAAGUGGGCGAAGAACUUGCCGUCAUUCGCCAGUCUCUCAUUCAGAGAUCAGGUUAUUUUAUUAGAAGAAGCGUGGUCCGAGUUGUUUCUUCUAAACGCCAUACAAUGGUGUCUGCCUUUGGACGCGGCUGCUGCAGCCUUAUUUGGGACAGAACAGACCGACCAAGACAGCGGUAUUAGUUCAUCAACCCGUCGUCGCUUGAGGGAAGUGCUAUGUCGGUACCGCGCUGUUCUCUUGGACCCAGCCGAAUUCGCAUGUAUGAAGGCUAUUGUGCUUUUCAAAUGCGAAACACGAGGUCUCAAAGACCCUUUACAAAUCGAGAACCUCCAAGACCAGGCCCAAGUGAUGCUAAUGUCUCACACGCGAAAUGCUCAUGGAGCUGCCCCUGCCCGUUUCGGCAGACUCCUGUUACUCCUGCCUCUUCUGAGAACUGUCACUCCUAUGCAGUUGGAAAGGGAGUUCUUCUCUAAGACCAUUGGCCAGACGCCAAUGGAGAAGGUUUUGGCGGAUAUGUAUAAGAAUUAGGCUUUUACGGUCCUGCAGGGUUACCCUGUAAAUAUACAGCGAUGUUACUAAUAUAAUCGUGCUAUGAUCGCUGUAUCGCUCUUUGUUGUAUUCUGUAGACAAAAACUAAAUUAAAAAUAUUUUUAUUUUAGCCAGGAAUUUAUUUAUUUGUACGUUUUAAUCAGAGCGGAGAAAGUUGUAUAAGAAUUUCGUAAGACGCACUUGCUUAGACAUAUACACUCUAGUCAUUUUAUGAAUGUGUAAAUAUUAUAUAUUAGAUUCAAACGAAUUAAUGGCCUCGUAAGAUAAUAUUUGUAAAUAGUAUGUAACAGUGAGGCGUGAGCACAAAAACUAUCGAAUUUAAA
Pieris napi is the source of this 1902-nucleotide messenger RNA. RefSeq names its product photoreceptor-specific nuclear receptor-like. Bases 191 to 1558 code for a protein of 455 amino acids. The transcript is spliced from 11 exons. The record is from RefSeq and is a predicted model, not a curated record. Gene Ontology annotation, molecular function: RNA polymerase II cis-regulatory region sequence-specific DNA binding; zinc ion binding; nuclear receptor activity. Gene Ontology annotation, biological process: anatomical structure development; cell differentiation; positive regulation of transcription by RNA polymerase II. NCBI's taxonomy places the organism in Eukaryota, Metazoa, Arthropoda, Insecta, Lepidoptera, Pieridae.